AUGUCAGAGGUUGUUGCAAUGCUUAGCAAUGACAGUGUGACCCUACCUGCGCCGAAGCACCCAGCAUUUUUCUACCUCAGGGUGACAAACGAAGAGCCGUCAACUGUUGUUGUGGCAUCCAGUGCUAAUGGAAUGACAAUUUCCGCUGUAGAUGGCAGAUAG
Molecule: messenger RNA, 162 nt
Organism: Miscanthus lutarioriparius
Lineage: Eukaryota; Viridiplantae; Streptophyta; Magnoliopsida; Poales; Poaceae
Source: the annotation of a GenBank genome assembly